AUGACUGUCGUUCCUACAGCAAACGGCAUCUCCGCCACCAGAUUAAAGCCGUCGCAUCCGAACCCGUCACUCCAGGUCACUGCCGACCACAAGCUCAAGCUCGUCGAUGCGCCCAUCCACGAGCCCGGCCCAGGCGAGGUUCUGCUACACAUCAAGACCACCGGCAUCUGCGGCUCGGAUAUACAUUUCUGGAAGCAUGGCAGGAUCGGAUCGCUAGUGGUCGAGGGUGACUGCAUUCUCGGCCACGAGGCGGCCGGCAUCGUCCUCAAGCUCGGUGAGGGCGUCGACAAUGUCCAAGUUGGCGACAGAGUGGCCAUCGAGCCCGGCAUGCCCUGCGAAAAGUGCUGGCUCUGCCGGGAAGGCCGGUACAACCUGUGCGAAGACGUCGCCUUCUCCGGUGUCUAUCCUUACCACGGCACGCUCCAGCGCUACAAGACACACAAGGCCAAGUGGCUCUACAAGCUUCCCGACACCGUCUCCUGGGCGGAGGCAGCCCUCCUCGAACCUCUCAGUGUCGUCCUUCACGGUGUCAAGACGUGUGGCUUGAGCCUCGGCCGUCCCGCGCUUGUCUGUGGUGCCGGCCCGAUCGGCCUCAUUGCGCUCGCUGCUGCCCGUGCGUCCGGCGCACACCCGAUCGUGGUGACAGACCUCGAGCCCAAACGCCUUGCUUUUGCCAAGGAGUUUGUGCCCAUGUGCAUACCUUACCAAGUCAAUCGGAAUCUGGACGCGGAAGGCAACGCCAAGGAGAUCAGGAAGCUGUUCGAUGCCGAGAGCUUCGAGUACAACGCCCCUCCGAGCGUUCUCGAGUGUACGGGAGUGGAGAGCUCCGUGGUCACAGCGGCCUACGCUGUUCGUCGAGGAGGCGUUGUGUGCGUCAUUGGUGUGGGCAAGUCGAUCAUGAACAACCUCCCGUUCAUGCACAUUUCCCUCGCAGAGAUCGACCUCCGCUUCAUCAAUCGAUACCGCGACACAUGGCCAGCUGGAAUCCAGUGCCUCGGCGGCAAGAUCCUCGACCUGCAGAAGCUGGUCACGCACACGUUGCCGCUCGAGAAGGCUCUCGACGCCAUGGAGAUAUGCUCCGACACAGCCAAUGGCAGCAUCAAGAUCCAGAUUGUGGACGAAGUGGACGCCACGGUAUGA
This is a messenger RNA of Microdochium trichocladiopsis, 1140 nucleotides long. RefSeq names its product chaperonin 10-like protein. The transcript has 4 exons. Gene Ontology annotation, molecular function: L-iditol 2-dehydrogenase (NAD+) activity; zinc ion binding. NCBI's taxonomy places the organism in Eukaryota, Fungi, Ascomycota, Sordariomycetes, Xylariales, Microdochiaceae. Gene Ontology annotation, biological process: D-sorbitol catabolic process. The coding region runs from base 1 to 1140 and encodes 379 amino acids. The record is from RefSeq and is a predicted model, not a curated record.